This is a messenger RNA of Brienomyrus brachyistius, 6529 nucleotides long. RefSeq names its product rho GTPase-activating protein SYDE2-like. Bases 335 to 4978 code for a protein of 1547 amino acids. Lineage: Eukaryota; Metazoa; Chordata; Actinopteri; Osteoglossiformes; Mormyridae. The record is from RefSeq and is a predicted model, not a curated record. Gene Ontology annotation, biological process: signal transduction. The transcript is spliced from 7 exons.
AUCUUCAAUACCGAGACACGUCGUUUCUUGCUGAGUUCACGGUGCCGCAGUUUCACUUUCACGCCGGACGGCUCCUGCGCAGACGCGGCGCAGACGAUGCGCAGACGCUGCGCAGUUUAAAUGUCCGCAGACGCGCUUAUUGUCUCCGCAGGCAGAGACGCGCUCGAGGGCUGCGCAGGUUGCCAGAGCAAACACCGCGACCGAGCAGUGACAAGCGGAAUGGCGCAGCCCUCGGAGUCCUGGACGUUUUUCAAGCGGAGAAAGGGAAGCACAAGUCGCCCACAACUCGCCAAAUAAUAAACGCUGAAGCUGGAGGUAUAAAGGAGCUAUAGGAAUGGCCGAUCCUCUGCGGAGGACAAUACUGGCAAAACUUCGGGGGAAGAAAUCCAGGAAAGCGGCCGCAGUCGGGGGCUUCGGCGUCGCAACUUUUGUGGAUAACCGAGAAGGUAAAGACGGAGUUUUGUGCGGUGUUGAUGAGCAAACACCGGACAAAAUUAUCACUGAAUUAAAUGCUUUGCCAGACAUCAUGAGAGAUAAAGAGGGCUGCCUUAACAUAGCGUUUGAAAGCGGGGCAGUGAGAUCGAAUUGCGAAAACGCCGUGGUUAAAAAUGUGUCGCCCCGGGACGUUACUUGCGUGCAUUUAAACGUAGGAUCGGGCGAUUAUGCUCGGUGGGGCACGGACUUAAAUCUUACGGGUCGAGUUUAUAAGAGACGCCUGGGGAUCUCUGAUCGGAACGAAAUGCAGACUCGGGCGAGCCGCGGUAACCGGAUUAACUAUUUUAAUGAGCUGGAGUUAGAUCUCUCCAAAGAUGCAUGCCCUGAGUCGUCCGAAAUUAUGCGGGAUAACAGCCAGCCACUUUAUCCGAGCGGACCUCCAGGACAAAUACUAGAUUUAGACGGGGUAGGAUUGUGUAGGGAGUUAACUCCGGUCCAAACAACCUAUCGCUAUGUUGAAAUGAGUGGAAACGAUGGUAAAGAGAGCGGGGUGGAUGUGCAUCAACAGUGUGGGAAGCAUCAGGGGAAUCCGGAGGCUUCAAAUGCUGAGAAAGAUGCAGACUUACUUUGUAAUCUCCCUCAAAUGCCCUACACCGAUAUUUCUAUAAACGGGGCACAGAUAUAUCAGUUUCUUGCUGUCGGUACGGUAGCUGAGAACCACCAAGUCAGUAAUAAUCCAUCGGGAGACUACAGUGUGAGAAGUUUGCAGAACACAAGACUGUUUCCAACCGAUUUGUUUGUAAGCGAUAAAAAUGUGGACUCAGAAACAGACGGGACCGAGGCAGAAAUGCAGUGGCGAAAUUUGGUCGGCAGUGAUGAUGGGGAUUACUACGACAACGAAAAUCUCCCGUUUUAUGAUCCACUAUUAUGCGCAGCUUCCGGGCCAAAUUCAGACCAAGUCGAGAUGAAUCGGACACAAGCAGAAACGGACGGGUAUAAGGUGCAUGAAAGCUACAUUGUAAGGACCCAGUUUAAGGAAGCGUGUGUUCUGCUUAUAAGUGCGAUGCAAGGCAUUCAUUUGGAUAAUGAAGUUGCUGUCAAUGGAUUUGGAUGCCAUGUAAGUCCUACUAGUUGUGACUCCCAGGAGAGUCUCUGCUCAGAAGUAUCUUCUAAAGUGGUAGAUUGUGAUACAUUCGCCUCUGGAGAGGCCGUUCCCCCUGAGUCCCACUCUGUAGGCUUUUACGAUGGUGAAAACGGCAACUUGUGUCUCAGAAGGUCCUCAGCCAGCAAGAGCUUUGAACUCUUGCCCACUGAGAGUCCUCCACCUUUGAGAAGGUCCGUAAGUGAUGGAGUGAUCGAAUGCCACCAAAAUCAAUAUUGUCGCCUUGAACGCAAAGCCCCUUUAGCCCUCAUGAGAGAGAGUGACUGGGGGAUGCCUAGCGGCAUUGUCAGCCUCGCGAAUCAGGUUCCAUUUGAUGGCGAAGGUGGUGACAGUCUUCUCUUGGAGAUGAGGGAUAAUUGCCCAUUGAAUGAAACCAGUGGACCAGUGAACGGUGCAAAAAGCCAGGGCACAGAGCACGGCUUCUUGACCACCCAAGAUGUCUUGAAACCCAACGGGGUGACGGUCAACAAGAUUCAGGAAUGGAUGCAGAAGGGACGCAUGCUCUCCUCUGAGAUGAGGCACCGCAUCACCGGUUCUGCUCUCCACGAGGUCUGCGGUGACUCUCCCCUCCAGCGUUCUUGCCCCGGUUUCUUGAACAGGGCAAAAGCGGAGCCCCGGGUGACCGGAUCACAGAAAUGCAGAACCGUGGCUCGUGGCCAGGGAACCCGACAGCCAGCCUAUAUUAAAAAUGCUCGCAGUUCCGUCACAGACACUCAGGAGGCGAUAGUGAGCAGACAUAAUGAAACGAACGAGAAGCUGCGGCUGUUGACCGCCAUCACGGUCUCCAAGAAACGUCACUGGUUCCAGCAUAGUACGUCCAAGAACCCCGUUUUGGAGGAAGGUAGCGUUUCUGUGGAGUCCGACGUUACCCCCAUCGGCUCUGAGCCUGAAGACAGCCAGCCGGCACCAACAUCCCUCCACAAAGCUCCCCACCUUCAGCCAGCCAGUGCCAACUCCGACCCCCAGCGGGGAAAGGCCGCUGAUCAGGCUGGGGACAGUGGCGGCCACGUGGAUGAGGAAGGCGGUGAGAUCUGGUACAACCCGAUUCCAGAAGACGAGGAUCCCACGCUUGUUGGUGGCCCUGCCAAUGUGGACAGUGUCCGUCACUCUCAGGAGGGCUGCAGCUGCGAGAAGAGGCUCGCAAACGGCUCACUCCUCGUGGAACCUGCUGAGCUGCGCAGGCGCAUCCUCACUCGCAGAUCUGCAGAGGACAGCCUUCCUCCCAAAGUCACAGCUCCAGAUGGCAUCGAGGCUGGUGUCUCGCCUCCUGCCAGCCCCAACCCCUGGAAGAAAGGGGGCUCCAUCAACUGGUCCUUUCCGGACAGGAUCAAGUCUCCGCGCACAAUGAGGAAACUGUCCAUGAAGAUGAAGAAGCUUCCGGAGCUCAGCAGGAAGCUGAAUGUGAAAGGGGUCUCCAGCAGCCAAACUGAUCCGCUGUACUCGUCCCCAAAGGUCACCCGGAGGCUGGAGGGCGGCCAUUCCCACCUCUCUCCUGGGGGUGGCCAGACUGCCAGAAACGUCAUCUCCCGUUAUCACCUUGACAGCAGUGUUUUCACUCGGAACAACUACAGCCAGAAGAUCCGGAGCGGCUCCAAGGCGGCCAGCAAGGGCGGCUACCUCAGCGACGGAGACUCCCCAGAGCUGGUCACUAAGUCAGGGAAACAAAGGAACAAGGACGGCCCAACAAGCAACGGCUCCAAACUCCAUGGCCCGGAGAUGGACGUCAACUCCUUCCGGCACUAUAGCUUCUCAGCUCAGCCCAAGUGUAGCCAGUACAUUUCAGGCAUCAUGAGCCUCCACUUCUUUGGGGCAGAGGAUCUGAAGCCUCCUCGCGUCGACUCGCGCAGUGUCUACUGUGCCAUCCAGGUGGACUCUGUCAACAAGGCCCGCACAGCCCUGCUGACGUGCAAGACGGCCUUCCUGGACAUGGACCAUGCCUUCAACAUCGAGCUAGAGAACGCCCAGCAGCUGAAGUUGGUGGUAUUCAGCUGGGAGUCCAGCCCACGCCGGCACCGCGUCUGUUGCCACGGCACUGUGGCAUUACCCACACUCUUCAGGGUCACCAGGUCCCACCAGCUGGCCGUCCAGCUUGAGCCACGCGGAGUGAUCUAUGUCAAGCUUGGCCUGAUAGAGCGCUGGCCCAACUCGCUGGAUGCCCCCGACGGAGGGCAGGAGCCACGGGUCUUCCGGGUGGAUGCCAGCCUGGUGGUGGAACAGGAGGCCAGUGGCUUUAUGGUGCCCCUGGUCGUCAAGAAAUGCAUCACAGAGAUCGAGAAGAGGGGCUGCCAGAUGGUCGGCCUGUACCGCCUUUGUGGUUCUGCGGCGGUCAAAAAGGAACUACGGGAGGCUUUCGAGCGAGACAGCCAGGGCGUGGUUCUCUCUGAAGAUCGAUACCCAGACGUCAACGUCAUCACUGGCGUCCUCAAAGACUACCUGCGGGAGCUACCGACGCCCCUCAUCUCAGACCGCCUCUACGAGGCCGUCCUUGACGCCAUGGCCAAACGGCCUCUGAAGAUCGGUGCCAUGGGCUGCGAAAACGACCCGGUGGACUCCCAGCAUGCCACGGGGCUGCUCGCCCACCUGCCGCCGGUGGAGAAGGCCACCCUCCAGAUGCUGUUGGACCACCUGAAGCUGGUGGCCUCCCACCAGGACGUGAAUAGGAUGACCUGCCAGAACCUGGCCGUCUGCUUCGGACCGGUGCUGCUGGGCCAGAGGCAGGAGGCCGCCUGCCGCACCAACCGCACGUUUGCCGACUGCGAGGAGCUGGCCAGCGCCCUGCACUUCAAGAAGCACAUCGAGGUUCUGCAUUACCUGCUGCAGCUGUGGCCAGUGUUGGACCCGAACAAGACCCCGAGUCCACAGGAGGAGGAGGAGGUGUCACCGACCUCACAGUGCAUCCGCAGGAGGAAGGACCGUCCACAGGCCCUGAACCUCAGCGAGGCGGAGAUGGCCGGAGUGCUGCGGCCCAAACCGGGCCGCCUUGACAGCCCCAGCAACCGCUACGCCGGAGACUGGAGUCUCUGCCGGGACAGCUACCUCCAGCCCUCCAAGGAGGGUCAUGGGGAGGACGCCGACUACGACAACGUGCCCUGGGAGGAGGAGGGGACCUCAGAGGAGGGCAAGGCUGCAGAGGAGGAUGAGGUGGAUGACAUGGAAGUGGAGGAGAAGACCUCCCUGCCCGACGAACCGGACAGUAACAUUUUGUCGACCCCGAACGAUCUAACCAAAGAUAAUGACUAUCAAGGCUACAUGAAGAUUCGCGAAAUGAACUCGGUCUUGAACAACACGCUGAACCUCAACGAGCUGCAGCAGAGCAUCGACAACCUGAUCGGCAGCUUGGAAAGGGAACUGAACAAGAACAAACUGGCCGUGGGUUACUGACUUAGACCCCCUCCCCGAUGACGUGUCGGAGGGACCUGACCCACCUCUGCUGGUUCCCGUAGCUUUUUCCUUUCCCCCCGGUGAAUGAUCCCUUUUGUUUUGGUGCUUUUCUUCCUAUUUAGGUUGAAUCCCAAAAAGCUGUAAAAGCACCUUAAUUUUUGCAAGGCGGUGCUCAUUUAACCGAUGACAUGAUUCGAAGCCUGGCACUUAUGAAGGUACAUUCUCAAGAAGCUGAAGGAGACGUGGAUUAUGGCCAAAGCUGCUUGAAGAAAGUCUCUACGCUGGGCGAGCUUCGAUGCUUGAAUCACUACGGGGGCCAACCGGGUUCGGACCUGAUCUGGGUCUGGAGCGCCAGUUUACCUACGUGUUUAAAUUUUAAUGCAUGAUACAUUGACUUAGACAGACUCUCUGUAGCUGUUCGCAUGAAUUACGGUACGUGUCAUAUGGGAAGAAAUGUCCGUUUUCGUCUUAAAUGCUGAACUUGAACUUGUAAUCUACGGCAAGUCGUUGGCGCCACUUGGGCAUGCGUGGUUUCCGAUGGCGGUAAAUGGAGAAACGGUCACUUACUGUGAAACUGUUACAGGUUUUUUAGAAACCAGGUCUGACCUCUACUGCAGUGACCUUGCUUGCUAUAGAACAGUAACUGUCCAGUGUUCAAUAUUUAACAUGUAGGUAUUUGAAGAAUGUUAAUCUGAUUUCAGAUAUAUAUGGUACGUGCAUUCAUAUUUUAUCUCAUUCAAAGAUAUUGUAAUAAUAGUAUUGAACUGAUUGAUCGUCAGACUUCCUGUACAUUAAUGUAAAGACAAGUUAUGUUUAUAAGCAGUUUACGGACCUUAGUGUACUAUUUCAACCUCAGAGAUCUACACAUAUCAUUUAUUUUUAUUUGUAUAUAUAUUUGGUACAUUGCAGACUUGUAUUUCUGUUUAAGGACUCUGAAUUAUGCUUGAGUGUAAGUAAAUCCCAAGGAUAAGAGUAUGGGUACAUUUAUCAUUUUCCUGUCUUAUUUGUUAGAGGAGAGAAAUUAACCUUAGUUGGGUGCUGCUGUUGCAGCUUAGAUCCUGCAUCUGAGUAGAUCCAGGGGUGUUAAAGGGGAACCCUUUGUUCAGAUCCGGACAGUGUUUUCACUACAGAAGGCAGCCAAACGGCGGUCAGAUGUGCCCUUAUCGUAGGGACACAACCGCACGCUGGGAUGGAGGUGAUGUCAAGCGGCAGAAUCGAGGUCACCUGCCCUCUGCUUCCUGUCAGGAACAGAGGCUUUACAGCCAUUUGAUGCUGUUGAAAUUAUGCCGAGUGAAAAGGGGGCUGUCAUUGCGGGGGUGGCAGAAAUCCGUGCUCAUUAAUUAUGUGUCCUGCAGUGUUUGUUAGUCUCAUGACGUGACUGUGUUUUCCUCCAGGAAAUGUGCGUUAAGCGGAUGGUAACUUAUUAAUUUAUUUUUGUAAAACGUAUAUUAUAGCAUGUUGUCUUCUGCAUGUAGGCCUUGUGAGUAUGAAUGUUGAGAUGUUGCAUCCGGGAAAUGUAUUGUCGAAUUAAAGUUUAUAAUUGUCGAAUCA